Molecule: messenger RNA, 792 nt
Organism: Australozyma saopauloensis
Lineage: Eukaryota; Fungi; Ascomycota; Pichiomycetes; Serinales; Metschnikowiaceae
Product: tRNA methyltransferase
Exons: 1
Coding region: 1-792 (263 amino acids)
Source: RefSeq, a predicted model, not a curated record
AUGUCUCCCUUUGACCAAAAGAAAGAACUGAUCCUUCGAGAGAUUGGUGAAACCUCAGAAGCUCAACCCGAUGCAUCACCCAAAGGAACCAUAGAUGUGCUAUGUCUUCCACUCAUCAACACGAUAAAUGCUCAUCCUGACAUGGUGACCACCUCUCUGUGCCUGGGCAGAGUAUCAGUGUUUCUAGAAGGUAUUAAACAGAAUUCACAAAUCGGGGCCAAGGGAAAUGAAGGCAGAUGGCUUUUCGUAACUCAUGAGCCAAAGGAAUUGGACGACUGGCACAAGCUGAUUGAUUUUUCUUACAAUACGGAAGCUUCCAUUCAAGAGAACACUCGCUAUAUCCUUUACAAAUUCGAGCCAUUAAUUCUUCAUGUCAAAUGCAGAGACCUCAAAACUGCCAACCUUUUAUUUUCUACAGCUAUGAGUUGUGGCUUCAGAGAGACUGGCAUUGGGAGUAACAAUAUUGUUGGAAUCAGAAUUCUGAUCAAGCUAGAUGUUCCAAUUGGUCUUCUACAAGACGGAAAAUUUGUAUCGUUAGUGAGUCCAGAGUAUUUGAAAACAAUAACUGUUUUGUCUCACGAGAGAUUCAAGGAAAAUUUCAGGAAGAUGGACCAGCUCCAGUCGAGCAUUACCAACAUGGGUGUAGUGAAAGAGGAUGUGGUAGAAACUAAAGAGCAACGCCGAGAAAGAAAGAUCCGGGAGGGUAUGGAACGCAGAGAACACGUUCUUAAGGAGAAGGAGAGAAAAAGAAUCGAGAAGGCAGCCAAAGAGGCAAGCGAAACACAGAAUUAG